AUGGGAUGUGUCCUCUCUCAACAGAAGCUGGUUCUAGGGGAUAGUGGAAGUCACAGCAGCAACAUGGAAUUCAACAGCAGUGGAGAGAUGAAGGUAAAAUGUAGCAAGAUUAAAGCUGCAGUGAGGAGCAGCGCAGGCAGCCCACGCUCCUCAGGGAGGAAUAUGGAUGAUCUUCAGGACCUUAGAAGCUCAAGGGCAAACCGCAGCACUGAAGUUAGUGUGACAGCCACCGAACGAGUCACCUUCGGUUACCUGGAGUUUUCACGUCCCUCUAGAGAAGCCACUGUCCUCCGCCCCGGAUUCUGGGCUAAGCGGCUCCCCGAGUUCCCACAGCGAAUGGUGCGUUUUUCUGUCACUCUAUCCUGGAACCUAAGAGCGCAACCCCGGCUCCGCCCACUACAACCCGGAUCUGCUCACCCUGGCUCUUCUAAACCCGCCCACGCCAGGCGCUUUCCCUUUUUCCAGGCACACUCAACUUUUUUCCUAGUCCUCUUCGGGGCUCUUGGGGGCCGCCCCGCCGAGACCUGUCCCACCCACUCCGCCUCAGGCCGCCUUCCACACAGCUCAGGCGGUCUGGCUGCCCUGGACCCGCUCUGCACAGCCUCCCCACGUGCUUGCUGCCGGCCACGAACAGAACUGGAUCUAGGAGGAAGCUGCACUGCGGCAUCUGACCCCACACUGGAAAGCCAGGAUCAAAGAGAUGGCUUCAUGGUUAAGAAGCUCAAGGAGAUCUGGAAUAAGGACCCAACAGUCCAUUCCUGGCUGGGCCUCUUUUUCCUGCACCCCGGAGUAAAGUUGUCAACUUUGUCAAUCAUCCUCAUCGAAUCUACUUGCAAGACGGAUGUAAAUGGUCCCAAGCGCAUGGAAUCCCACAAGCCGCUUGACCUGAACCCUCGCUCAACCCCAGUACACAAGAAUCUGCUACAAGAGCCCUCCUGUGUGGUUGGUAACAAGCUGCCAACAAAGAUGAGCUCUGUGGUCAUUGACAUGGGUUCUGGCACGUGUAAGAUGGGCUUCGCAGGACAGACUCGGCCCAGCUACAUCGUGGCCAGUGUCGUGGGCUACCAGCCCAAGAAACAAACCACAAUGGGGCAGCCCAAGGUGGACACUUAUAUUGGUGAGGCAGCCCAGGCUUGCCAGGAGUUAACCCUGAUGCAGCCUGUUCGUAAUGGUAUUGUGGUGAACUGGGAAGCAGCUGAGAUCAUCUGGCGCCACAUCCUGGAGAACGACCUCCAAGUUGCCACCCAGGACCAUCCUCUGCUGUUCACGGACCCGCCCUUCAACCCUGCAAGCAACCGCGAGAAACUGGUGGAAGUAGCCUUCGAGUCUCUGCACUCCCCUGCCAUAUAUGUGGCCUCCCAAUCCGUGUUGUCAGUCUAUGCCAAUGGGUGCGUUAAUGGGCUGGUGGUAGACACAGGCCACGGGGUCAGCUACACAGUGCCAGUCUUCCAAGGCUACAACCUACCCAGUGGCAUCCAGCGCCUUGACCUGGCUGGCCACUACUUGACUACCUUCCUGGCAGAGAAAAUCUUGAGAUCUAGCUUGCCACUGAAGAAGGAAGACGUGGACACCAUGGAGAGUAUCAAGCAUCAAUACUGCUAUGUGGCCUCAGAUUUCCAGAAGGAGCAAGGGCGCCCUGAUGACAAAUUCCGGCGGUGCCUGAAGCUGCCAGAUGGACAGAUGAUCACAGUGGGGAAGGAGCUCUUCCAGUGUCCUGAACUACUGUUCCAUCCCCCGGAGACCUCGGGACCUUCAUCUUUGGGCCUCCCCAGGAUGGUGGAACAGAGCCUUUGCACGGUGCCACGGGAGCUGCAGGCCGAAAUGGAACAAAAUGUGCUGCUGUGUGGAGGCUCCUCUCUCUUCUCUGGCUUCGAAAGUCGCUUCAAGGCUGAGCUGCUGCAGUGUCUUAGUCCAGACGCCUACGUGGUUGUGGCUGCCCAACCCAAUAGGAACCUCUCAGUGUGGACUGGGGGAUCCAUUCUAGCCUCACUGUGUGCCUUCCAGUCCCGCUGGAUCCAGCGUGAGCAGUACGAGGAACAAGGUCCCGAUAUAGUGCACCGCAAGUGCUCUUGA
Messenger RNA from Alexandromys fortis (reed vole), 2073 nucleotides. RefSeq names its product actin-like protein 9. NCBI's taxonomy places the organism in Eukaryota, Metazoa, Chordata, Mammalia, Rodentia, Cricetidae. The record is from RefSeq and is a predicted model, not a curated record. Bases 1 to 2073 code for a protein of 690 amino acids. The transcript is spliced from 4 exons.